AUGACGGAGCACAGGCACAAGCUCAUGGCUUCAAUAGAUUCCUCUAAUAAUACCAUGUUGCAUUUGGCUGGAAAGUUGUCACCUGAAAAUAAACUGCAUAGAACAUUUGGUGUGGCUCUCCAAAUGCAACGAGAAUUACAAUGGUUUGAGGAAGUGAAGAAGCAAGUACCGCCUUCUUAUUACGAGCGUUUAAACAACAAGGGUAAAAAAGCUCAUGAAGUAUUUACUGAGGAACACACAGAGUUAAAAAGAGAAGGAAAAUGUUGGAUGAAAGAUACAGCAGAUGCAUGCACAAUUGUAGCAGCACUGGUUGCUACCAUUGCAUUUGCAUCAGCAGUUACAGUUCCGGGGGGUAACGAUGAGGACAAUGGACUUUCAAUUUUCUUAAAAAGCAAAGCUUUCAUCGUCUUCUACUUUUUCAAAUGCAAUAUCACUCUUCGCUUCGUGCAAUUCUUUACUUGGAUUCCUCUCUAUAUUGACAUCUCGUUAUACAGAAGAAGAUUUUCUCAGUAAGUUGCCAGCACGCCUAGUGGGGGCACUUGUUGACAUGUUUAUCUCCAUAAUAAGCAUGGUCAUCAGCUUUUGUUCGACCCUGUACCUCAUGUCACCUGGGCAUAAAGGUUGGAUUUCUUCAAUAAUCUUGGUUGUUUUCGCUGGUUCGCGUCUCACCACACAUAUUCGAUCCCAUUUCCCUCUCCUUUCUGCUCUGACUUAUUCGUUGCGUUACAUGUUGGGGAAACAUGAUAAAGUUCUGCUCUAAAGUUUACAAAAUGAUUGUUGCAGGGUUGAGCAAAUAAUGUACGCACCAGUAUAUAUGUACUCACGGUGCAAUUUAAAACUUGUUUGGAUGGUUGUUACAUAUUGUAAUGUAUUGUGUUGUUAGUUUAAGUAUAAUGUUUGUUUUGAUUGUUACUUACAUUUUAUUUUAUUG
Molecule: messenger RNA, 931 nt
Organism: Lycium ferocissimum
Lineage: Eukaryota; Viridiplantae; Streptophyta; Magnoliopsida; Solanales; Solanaceae
Exons: 2
Coding region: 1-513 (170 amino acids)
Source: RefSeq, a predicted model, not a curated record